This is a messenger RNA of Manis javanica (Malayan pangolin), 785 nucleotides long. Lineage: Eukaryota; Metazoa; Chordata; Mammalia; Pholidota; Manidae. The record is from RefSeq and is a predicted model, not a curated record.
GCCCCGGGAGGCUGCGGAACCGACAAGACGGGUUACGACGGCUCGGCUGGCGCUUAUCAUGGCGGUUAGAUGGUGGAAGUAAAAGGCAGCAAACAAGCGUUUCUACAAGCGGGAGAUGCGCAGCGGAUUGAUGGUAGCCCUUCUGGAAACCUCCAACCACGUGGGGUGGGGGGCGGGGCUGGUCGCGGCAGCCUGGAGGCCCGCUCAUCCGCUGAAGCACUGCCCGCGCUGCCUGAUCCAAGACUACUUAAUUUCCGCUCCCGGAGUCAGGGCAUACGGCUAUUACAUUCCAAAGCAUGGUGCUUGGAAAAAGCGUGUCCUUCCUUUCUGGCUGCAGCAGGUCUGGGCUCAGUGAGAGGCUUUGGGGCUAUGAGGGGUAUAAAGGCAGUGCCUUGGACAGACCCCGUCCUCGGAGACAGGAAAGACUCAAGGUCGCACGGGAUAUAUUGCGAACCGAUUGCAGGCUCCUUGCGUCAGUUACGUGAGGGGAGGGACCUGUUGCGCCCGCGCAGUUGUCCUCUCUCUCAAGCGCCUGGAGCGCAUGUGCGCAGGGUGUGGCGAAAACGGGGCUGGAGUCUAACUACAGUACUCAUUGGAUGCCCCGACUCACCCUCAAGGCAGAAGACUGUGGAGUCCUGGAGCCAGGAGCAGCCUUGGAGGGCAUCUGGUCCUCUUCCAGCCAGAGGAAGGGACAUACAAGGCCAUGUGGACAGCGUAAGUGAGCCGUCACAAGGAAACAGAAGCCUUCCGGUCUAUGUCUGAGUCAACAAGAUGGCACCAAAGAG